AUGGCUACAUCCAACAAGAGCUAUCCUGUAGAAAUUCGUGAUAUCGAACCUGAACAAGUUGAAAAAUGGAAGAAAUCUUUCCGAAUAACAAUGAAUCCAUUCACACUGCGUUUUGGGCCCAAAGGUUACCUCUUCCCUAGAGAGUUUGAGAACGUUGGUAAAGAGAUAUACAACAUGGACGUUAGACCGAAUGAUACCUUUGUUGUAACUUUUCCUAAGUCAGGUACAACAUGGACACAGGAACUGGUUUGGCUUAUUUUAAACAACUUUGAUUAUGAAAAGGCAUCGGAAACCCCACUGACCAUAAGAUAUCCUUUUUUGGAAACUGAGAUGUUUUUUAAUCAAAAUCAUAAAUCAAUGCCAGGCAUGUUAAACGCUGAUAAUAUUAAAAAAACGAUGGAGAAAAACAUGCCACCAGUGCGAGAAAUUCUGAAUAUGGCUUCUCCGAGAUAUAUCAAAUCACAUCUGCCAUUAUCUCUUCUACCACCCAAGCUGUUGGACACUUGUAAGGUUUUUUACGUAGCUCGAGACCCCCGUGAUGUAGUCGUGUCAUUUUAUCAUCAUAAAAAAUUUUUGAACGUACUCCAAGAUGGCGUGGACUUCAAGGCUUUUUGGGAACUAUUUAUUAUUGAUUUGCUUCCCUGGGCGCCAUUCUUUGAACACGUUAAAGAAGCGUGGCGAAUGAGGAACCAUCCUAACAUGCUCUUUUUGUUUUACGAAGACCUUUCUAAGGAUCUGCGAGCAUGCGUACGUCGCAUUGCCAAAUUUCUUGACAAAGAGAUAACUGAGGAACAGAUAGGAAAAUUAUGCGAGCACGUUAACAUUGAUAACUUCAAGAAAAACAAAUCCGUCAAUUUCGAUAAUUUGAAAGGUACUGGAUUAUUAAAUGAAAAGGAGAGUUUUAUUAGAAAAGGUAAAGUUGGCGGUUGGCGAGACUAUUUUGAUGAAGAGAUGACGGAACAGGCACAACGAUGGAUAGAGGAGAACUUGCGUGAUACCGACUUGCGUUUUCCUCAAUAA
Messenger RNA from Parnassius mnemosyne (clouded apollo), 1020 nucleotides. NCBI's taxonomy places the organism in Eukaryota, Metazoa, Arthropoda, Insecta, Lepidoptera, Papilionidae. The record is from the annotation of a GenBank genome assembly.